Molecule: messenger RNA, 2703 nt
Organism: Volvox carteri f. nagariensis
Lineage: Eukaryota; Viridiplantae; Chlorophyta; Chlorophyceae; Chlamydomonadales; Volvocaceae
Exons: 4
Coding region: 1-2703 (900 amino acids)
Source: RefSeq, a predicted model, not a curated record
AUGAAAAGACAACAACAACUCAUGCACCGGGAUCGAGCCGGCGACCGCGGUUCCCAAUUAGUGUCGGAGCUAGCGCACACCACAAGCGCACGCCGAGUGCCUGAAGCGGCUCUGGCGCGAAUCGAUCCAGGCGACGUGCCGUCUACCAACCACCUGGGCGACCCGUUGCCCGCGCCCACGUUUGUGGAGAGUCAGCUGUUGGGGCGGGGCCGUCUCAUGCAGCAGCUCAUGAUUGUACAUCUCACGGGCCGCCCCCCCGAGGUGUUGCCGUGUGCUGUUCAGUCGCAUGGCAUUGCGGUUGUAAACCCCGACCCCAAUAUGCUUCGGGGCCAGCUGCCUGCACGCGUUGCGGAUUUGGCAGGCACCUUCACGGUGGUGUGCGUGGAUCAAGUCCGAGACCGGCAGGACUUGCUGGAUCGUGUCCGCCGUGCACCAGGCCUGAAAGUGCGAGGCAACGUCAUCAUCGCCUGGGUACGUUUCCUUCAGCAUAACGACGAGGAUGAAGGUGCGGUGGAUGAAGAUGCUCUACAGGAGUAUGAGCGUAUGGGAUGCAUUGCGCAAGUACCGGAGGCGCUGCUGGACUCUGCAAUCGGUCCUACGGAUCCAGAAGUCGCUGGUGUACUGCGGAGUACGUUCCUGCAUGAUCGUACCGGCGCUGCUGGUGUACGACAGCUGCAAGAGACGUUGCAAGGAAACGUCGCUGGUGAGAUCCUCCAGGGUGGUGGCGCUUAUGGAUCGCCCCUCGAUACAGCUGAUGCCGACCUGGGCGCUCCAAAUGAACUGGAGCUGGUCCUUCCGCAACCAGCUCCUGUUCCGACGGAUGGCAGCGACUUUGAUAACCGGCCCAACGUGGUGCAUGACCUGCUCACCGGGCGUGCACGUCUCGCAUUCACUGCUGGUGGCCGUGAUGCUCAGGUCCUGGAUGACCGUCACCCAGCCAUCCUCAACGUCUGCUUCCCGGUGUCCUUUCCAUAUGGUUUGUCCGGACAGCGACCACUGGGUAUGUCGUUCGCCUCAUAUUGCAGCCACCUCGUACGGCGAGUGCCACGGGCGCAGUUCAGCGGCAACUUGAUGCUGCUUGCCCGCAUGUACGAUAUCAAUGUUCGGCAGCAGAGCAUGGCGCAGGUGGGAGUGGCCCUGCGCAUGCGACCACGACUGGGUGAACCGGCGGCACGGGUACCGAGGGAUGUGGUACGCACCAUGGCAGACAUCUUGGCAUUGCCGUACCGUCACAUCAAGCGACGGCAGCUGCUGUCGCAGCAGUCGCCCGUGGUGCGUGCUCUCCUGGAUGGUGCACGUGCCAGCCUGCUGCGAAUCGACCUUACAGAUGCCUACUACAAUGGUGCAAAAGCCAUGAUGCGUGCGGCUGCCCUCACCAUUGGCUGGCCGCCGUUAUUCUUCAAUCUCAACCCGGCGGACAUGCACGCUGGCUGCGCCGUUGUAGCCUCUGGCCAGAUUAUAGAGUUCGACGAUGCUGGUCGUCCGACCCGGAUCAGCAGCACGGUGGAUAAGUGGCGCCGCGUCAAAGAAGACCCGCACAGCUGUGCUGCACUGCUCGUCGCCACGAAAGAGGUGUUGGUGGAGCAGUUGUUUGGCUUUGCACCUGGAGCAAUGCGGCAGACUGACCCUAACUGCUUCUGUGGGGUCGUAUUCGAGGUAGUCGUCAAGGUUGAACAGAGCGGGCGAUUGGCGCUACACUUGCACGGAGUCGCACACCUCGAGUGCUUCGCACUGGACAACCUUCAGGCGUUAUUCUGUGGACCCAAUUGCAGAGCUCUGGCGCUUGCAUACGCGCUGUGCGAAAUGUGGUACCCCUCCCCACACUAUGCUCCAACACCGGACAGCGGGAUGCAGCCUCUGGUCAUGGGUAUGUCUGAUGUGGAGGCACAGCAGCGCGGUCUACCCGUGCCAGCAGUGCAGGCGGACUGCCCGCCUGCCGCAUACGACUUCGAACGACUCGCAGAGUGUGCAAAUGGCGGACUGCCGCCUCAAUCACGACAUGCCGCUUGCCGUGCCCAUCACGCUGCCGUCAUACGCAGUACCCUCACCCACAGCCACAGUACAACGUGCAAGCGCCACGGCUGCCGCGGCACCGAUGACAGCUGCGGCAUGGCCUUUCCCCGACUCAUCCGCACAGCCUUUCAAUGGAUCGGUACCAGUGGCCUAUUCUUGCUGCCCCGCCUGGCACCCAACCUCGUGCCGCACAUGCCUGCCAUUGCCCUCGCGUUCGGCUGCAAUCAUCUGAUGUCCCUGGCCUGCGAAGUCGACCGGGAGUACACAGCUGACAUCGCUGCCCAACUAGCGCGCCCCGCCAAUGAACGCGGUGACUGCCCCCUCUUGCAGCCCGCCAUCAACCGUGCCCGUGACGCUGCGUACUACAGCUCCAAGUACACCGCGAAGACGAUCGAACGCAGCCAGGCGCAGCUCACUUGUGCCGCCGUGGGGCGCAUGCAAGACUUCAUGAUGGCAGGUCACCAGCCCAGCGCCACCGGUGAUGGACCCAGCGCGUUCGGCAACCUGUGUGCCGCAGUGCACCGCAUGACGGCCACCAUGACGGCCGGCAUGGCGCUGGUCGCCUUCAAGUUGUCGGGCCACAAUACGUUCGAAGCGUCCUACAAACGCAACUAUCUGCCGCAUUUCGUGCAUUACGAGUACGUGUCCAACGGCAGGGACCAGCAACAGGCACAAGCAAGGGAUGAAUAA